CUUUUUUCUUUCUAAUAUAUUUUGUAUAUUUUAAUGGAAAUAAUGCCGAAAUGUGUCUAUUUGACACAGCACUCAAAAACCGUUGACACCAUGAAAUUCUACGUACUUUUUUAUACAAUUAUCAGUGUUUAAGGCUUAGUAAAUAUCUUUCAUUGCCGAAUAAUUUAAGGAGCGCCUUUUUAUACUAAUUUUGACCAAUCUUUCGGGAAAUUAAUGAGGCCAUUUUUGUGUUUAAUUUAUUUCAUAAAUUUUAUAUUACUUCACCUAUCGGUACUGUAGACAGAUUUUGUUAAGUCUCAAAUUAAAAAUCUGUAUUCACUAAAGAAUAUGUUCAAACAUGAUAAUUAAAGCUGUGAAGUUAUAUUUAAAUCAAAACAAGAAACAUGAACUGCAAGAGAGGGCAAUACUAAUGUUAUCAAACGAAAGGCAGGAAAUGUUUAUUUCAUUUUUUAUUUACUAUUGUUAGCAAGUUAAGCAAUGUUAAACUGUAACUUAAAAGAUAACAUGAACAUAAGUGGGGUAACCAUGGAAAGGAAUGGAUAUUUUUAGACAUAAAAAUGUAAUUAACUGAAAGAAAGUGAUAUUAUUUACAAUUAAAUUUUACAAUGGUGGAGGUUAAGUGGAAGGUACUCUUCCCCAACAAAGUCAGUGUUUUGGUUUUCAUAUUUUAUAUAGUGCUUUUUGUGAAUCAAGGUAUCCUGGUAACAGCUUCCCAAAGUUUGGAUAAUAAUUAUAAUUAUGAUAUUGCUGCAGUAGUUCUCUUAACGGAAGCUCUCAAAUUAUGGAUUUGUACACUGCUAUAUUGCAAAGACAACUCUAUUUCAAAUCUUUUUCAUGCUGUACUUAAAAGUAGGAAAGUUAUGGGACUGUAUUUUAUUCCAGCAUUCUUAUAUUGCUUGUACAAUAAUUUAUCAUUCAUAGAUUUAGCUGUGUUUGAUCCAACUACCUAUUAUUUGAUGCUUCAAUUACGAGUUGUUGUUACUGCGGUAUUAUUCCAGCUUAUAUUUAGAAAAAAGCUUACAACAUUACAAUGGAUAUCGUUGCUUUUAUUAACAUGUGGAUGCAUGCUAAAGCAAGUGAAUCUCUUCAACUGGGAGACCGGAAGCAGAAAUGAACAUAAAAAAUCAUUUCACUUAAAUUUUGACCUGUACACAAUUUACAUUCUAGUCCAGGUUUUUUGUUCUUGUUUAGCUGGCGUUUAUAAUGAGUAUUUGCUUAAAGAACCUGGAGCUACAGUUGAUAUUUACAUACAAAAUAUCUUUAUGUAUUUGAACUCAAUUGUUUGUAAUAGUCUUUUAUUACUUAUCGAAGGUAAUAUAUUGAAUGUAUUUACGUGGGAGAGUUUGAAAAUAAUCUUCGAAUACAAGGUGGUUCUAGUAAUGGUUAAUAACGCUGCAAUAGGAAUAAUUACAAGCUUUUUUCUGAAGAAUUUAAACUCAAUUUUAAAGACCUUUGCAAGUGCAUUGGAACUUAUUUUAACGGCUGUGUUUUGUUACAUUUUAUUUGGCAUUCCAAUUUAUGUAAAUACUGUUUUGUCCAUCUUAGUUGUAAUGGUAGCAAUUGUAUUGUACUCUCAAAAUCCAGUACUGAAUGUUGCAAGAAAAAAUGACAAAGAAGAUGAACUACUUAUGGAAAAAGUUUAGCGAUGAUAAGGUGUAUUUAUUGUAAAUAUAUUUAUUAUAUAUAUUUAAUAUUUUAUAAAUUAGUUCAACAUUCUACAAUCUAUAAUAUUCCUGUGCAAUUUAAUGCUUAUGUUCACUGUCAGUGUCAACCUGCUCUCAUUAUAAUGAACAAGUCCAAAUUAAAUAGUAAUGUUAAGAUUGUAACAGUAUAGUAUAAUAGGAGUUUUACACUUUUUUAGUUUUAUUAGAGGAAACUUAUGAGACCAUACCUCUUUUUACCUUUGGUUACUAAAAAAGUUCGUAUAAACAGGGAAAGAAUGGAAAAUAUAUUCUUGCUCGAUAGUGUGAUUUAAUUAUGCUAGAAGUCACUGUAUAUCUCAAUAAACUAAACCUUCGUCUAUAGAAACGAAAGUUCAAUUAUCUUAAUUGCUAUUUCCCCGUUGUUUUUGGACAAUUGUUGUAAAUAUUCGGUACUUCCCCAGUUGCAUUAUCUGGAACAAUACGUGAACAAAUCUAUAAUAUGAACAACUGUUAUAUUUUUUCGAUUCACACUUUCGCGUGCCUACUGUAAAUAUAUUUAAUUAUUAUUUUGCGUU
Molecule: messenger RNA, 2218 nt
Organism: Agrilus planipennis (emerald ash borer)
Lineage: Eukaryota; Metazoa; Arthropoda; Insecta; Coleoptera; Buprestidae
Gene: senju
Product: UDP-galactose transporter senju
Exons: 4
Coding region: 606-1643 (345 amino acids)
Biological process (GO): pyrimidine nucleotide-sugar transmembrane transport
Cellular component (GO): Golgi membrane
Molecular function (GO): UDP-galactose transmembrane transporter activity
Source: RefSeq, a predicted model, not a curated record